This is a messenger RNA of Globicephala melas (long-finned pilot whale), 5358 nucleotides long. It is a transcript of the gene SLITRK5, whose product is annotated as SLIT and NTRK like family member 5. NCBI's taxonomy places the organism in Eukaryota, Metazoa, Chordata, Mammalia, Artiodactyla, Delphinidae. Gene Ontology annotation, molecular function: protein binding. The record is from RefSeq and is a predicted model, not a curated record. Gene Ontology annotation, cellular component: membrane. Gene Ontology annotation, biological process: axonogenesis; regulation of presynapse assembly; positive regulation of synapse assembly.
GUUAGUCUAAAUGGGAGGUGGAAGGCAGACGAUCAGCCCAGGGCUGGAAUCCUCUGUCCCUGACAACCAACAAGCCUGACACUGUCGGGGUUAUUUCCACCCCUUCCUUCUUCAAUCCGAGGAUUGCAACCUCCCACGCUAGAGUUACGCACAUGGUCCAAGAGUCCUCUGUCUCCCACGAAUGUCACAUCCAAGGGUGGGGGGCGCUCCGCUUGCGCCGCCGGGGCCCAGGGGCGCCUUCGCUCUCGGCUGCCAUCUAUCGACCACGGAGCGCCCGCUUCGCCCCGGGCCCAUCAUGUCUGCUGCAGUUUGGCUCGCACCGGUGGCGCGACAAUAAACAAGUGCACUGCAUGGGGCCCUGCGCCCGCGCCGAAGCAGAUGUCUCAGAGACCCCUGCGCUGCUUACCGCGUAGCCACCUCCUCACCGCCGGGGAGGGAAGACGCGACUUUCUCUUAAGUUUUUCUGAGCCGCCGGACUGCCGGGACACGCCACAGGCUUAGAACAACGUUGUUCCUGCCCCCCACCUCCCCGCGGACCCCCAAGGAUGUCGGAGAUAGAGAAUCCCAAAUAAUGACGAUCGUGCGCCGCAUCAAGAGAAGGAAUAGAGGAAAAGCCCCUGCAAACACCGAGAGCGAUGAAACAGCCAAGAGGAUGCGGGAACCUUACAUGUACUAAUUAGGGGUUGCGGCGGCGGGCUUGGCAAGGGUGCAGCGGCGGCGGGAUCCCAGUGCGGUGGUCUCCGCUGCGUGGGGGGGGCGGAGGACGGCGCAGGAGCCGCAGCCGCCGUGGGAGCAGCCGAGGGGCCGGUGCCACCUUCGCUCGCCCCCUCACUACCAUGUACAGUGUGCGCUGCAAGAAGAAGGCGGGCGAUGUAUGCACACCCCUGCGCCCCGCUCCCUCUGGCUCGUCCCCGGGCGUGCGCCACUGACCAGGGGGGAAUGUGGUGAAGACGGCGAGGAGAGCCGAGGGGGGAGGGGAGGGCCGGCCCGCGCGAACCCAGGCCCGAGGGUGCGAGGAGCCGGAGGCGGCUGGAGUGGGUGGCGGCCGCCGCUAGCUUGGAGAAAGUUGGCCCCUAUACAGAUGGCAACUGAGAUAAAAUGCACACUUGCUGCCCCCCACUAACUUUGGAACAGGACCUUCACAGAAAAAUGCAGAGCUGGAUGCUGCAGACUCUAGCUUUUGCUCUAACAUCUCUCGUCCUUUCGUGUGCAGAAACCAUCGAUUAUUAUGGGGAAAUCUGUGACAAUGCAUGUCCUUGUGAGGAAAAGGAUGGCAUUUUAACUGUGAGCUGUGAAAACCGGGGGAUCAUCAGCCUCUCUGAAAUUAGCCCUCCCCGUUUCCCAAUCUACCACCUCUUGUUGUCUGGAAACCUUUUGAACCGUCUCUAUCCCAAUGAGUUUGUCAAUUACACUGGGGCUUCAAUUUUGCAUCUGGGUAGCAAUGUUAUCCAGGAUAUUGAGACUGGGGCUUUCCACGGGCUGCGGGGUUUAAGGAGAUUGCAUCUGAACAAUAAUAAACUGGAACUUCUGCGUGAUGAUACCUUCCUUGGCUUGGAGGGCCUGGAGUACCUACAGGUCGAUUACAAUUACAUCAGUGUCAUUGAACCCAAUGCUUUUGGGAAACUGCAUUUGUUGCAGGUGCUUAUCCUCAAUGACAAUCUCUUGUCCAGUUUACCCAACAACCUUUUCCGUUUUGUGCCCUUAACGCACUUGGACCUGCGGGGGAACCGGCUGAAACUUCUGCCCUACGUGGGGUUGUUGCAGCAUAUGGACAAAGUUGUGGAGUUACAGCUGGAGGAAAACCCCUGGAAUUGCUCCUGUGAGUUGAUCUCUCUGAAGGAUUGGUUAGACAGCAUCUCCUACUCGGCCCUGGUGGGGGAUGUGGUUUGUGAGACCCCCUUCCGCUUACACGGCCGGGACUUGGACGAGGUGUCCAAGCAGGAACUUUGUCCAAGGAAACUUAUCUCAGACUAUGAGAUGAGGCCGCAGUCGCCUUUGAGCACCACGGGGUAUUUACAUACCACCCCGGCAUCGGUGAAUUCUGUGGCCACUUCUUCCUCUGCUGUUUACAAACCCCCCUUGAAGCCCCCCAAGGGGACUCGCCAACCCAACAAGCCCAGGGUGCGCCCCACCUCUCGGCAGCCCUCCAAGGACCUGGGCUAUGGCAACUAUGGCCCCAGCAUCGCCUACCAGACCAAAUCUCCGGUGCCUUUGGAGUGUCCCACCGCGUGCACUUGCAACCUGCAAAUCUCCGAUCUGGGCCUCAACGUCAACUGCCAGGAACGCAAGAUCGAGAGCAUCGCGGAGCUGCAGCCCAAGCCCUACAACCCCAAGAAGAUGUAUCUGACGGAGAACUACAUCGCCCUGGUGCGCAGGAGCGACUUCCUGGAGGCCACCGGGCUGGACCUUCUGCAUCUGGGCAACAACCGCAUCUCCGUGAUCCAGGACCGCGCCUUUGGGGAUCUCACCAACCUGAGGCGCCUCUACCUAAAUGGCAACAGGAUAGAGAGGCUGAGCCCGGAGUUGUUCUAUGGCCUGCAGAGCCUGCAGUAUCUCUUCCUCCAGUACAAUCUCAUACGCGAGAUUCAGUCUGGGACCUUCGAUCCGGUCCCCAACCUCCAGCUGCUAUUCCUGAAUGACAACCUCCUGCAGACCAUGCCCUCAGGCGUCUUCUCAGGCCUGACCCUCCUCAGGCUGAACCUGAGGAGUAACCACUUCACCUCCUUGCCGGUGAGUGGAGUUCUGGACCAGCUGAAGUCGCUCAUCCAAAUCGACCUGCACGACAACCCUUGGGAUUGUACCUGCGACGUGGUGGGCAUGAAACUGUGGGUCGAGCAGCUCAGAGUGGGCGUCUUGGUGGACGAGGUCAUCUGCAAGGCGCCCAAGAAGUUCGCUGAGAUGGAUAUGCGCUUCAUUAGGUCGGAGCUGCUGUGCCCAGACUACUCUGACGUGGAGGUUUCCACGCCCACGCCCUCCUCCAUCCAGGUCCCCGCGAGGACCAGCGCGGUGACCCCCGCCGUGCGGUUGAACAGCACCGGGGCCCCCGCGGGCUUGGGCGCGGGCGGAGGCGCGUCCUCGGUGCCCUUGUCCGUGUUAAUCCUCAGCCUGCUGCUGGUUUUCAUCAUGUCGGUCUUCGUGGCCGCCGGGCUCUUCGUGCUAGUCAUGAAGCGCAGGAAGAAGAAGCAGAGCGACCACACCAGCACCAACAAUUCCGACGUGAGCUCCUUCAACAUGCAGUACAGCGUGUACGGCGGCGGCGGCGGCGGCGGCGCUGGAGGCCACCCGCACGCGCACGUGCACCACCGCGGGCCGGCGCUGCCCAAGGUGAAGACGCCCGCAGGCCACGUGUACGAGUACAUCCCCCAUCCGCUGGGCCACAUGUGCAAAAACCCCAUCUACCGCUCCCGAGAGGGCAACUCCGUGGAGGAUUACAAAGACCUGCACGAGCUCAAGGUCACCUAUAGCAGCAACCAUCACCUGCAGCCGCCUCCGCCGCCGCCGCCGCCGCAGCAGCAGCAGCAGCAGCAACAGCCCCCGCCGCAGCUGCAGCUGCAGCCGGGGGAGGAGGAGAGGCGGGAAAGCCACCACUUGCGGAGCCCCGCCUACAGCGUCAGCACCAUCGAGCCCCGGGAGGACCUACUGUCGCCGGUGCAGGACGCCGACCGCUUUUACAGGGGCAUUUUGGAACCAGACAAACACUGCUCCACCGCCCCCGCCGGCAGUAGCCUCCCGGAAUAUCCCAAAUUCCCGUGCAGCCCCGCUGCUUACACUUUCUCCCCCAAUUAUGACCUGAGACGCCCCCAUCAGUAUUUGCACCCGGGGGCAGGGGACAGCAGGCUGCGGGAACCGGUGCUCUACAGUCCCCCCAGUGCUGUCUUUGUAGAACCCAACAGGAACGAAUAUCUGGAGUUAAAAGCAAAACUAAACGUUGAGCCGGACUACCUCGAAGUGCUGGAAAAACAGACCACAUUUAGCCAGUUCUAAAGGCAGAGAAACUCCCUUGGAGCUUUUGCGUUUAAAACCGACAAGCAAGCAGACACACACCGCAAACACAUUUGAUUAAUUGUGUUGUUUCAACGUUUAGGGUGAAGUGCCUUGGCACGAGAUUCUCAGCUUCGGCGGAAGAUACUGAAAGGGUGUGCAAUUUCCUUUUAAUAUUACACGUGGGGAAACAUUUGUGUAAACUGGGCACAUCACUUUCUCUUCUUGCGUGUGGAGGAGACGAAGAGUAGGGCUUUACUGAGGGCAAUUUGCUUCGCGAGUGACUUGUUAAGGGUCUCAGUAAUUUUUGUAGUGGUUGGAAGUGUUAAGAAUGGUGGGAGAUGGUGGCGCAUAGAUUCUAUUCUUCCUCUUUUGCUCCCUUCUCCCUCCCCUUCUCCCCCUUUGAGCCAUGGGUGGGUCUAAAUGGCUUUUGUGGAGAGAUUAGCACACCCCAACUUUAAUAGAAGGUUUGUUCUCUCUCUCUCUCUCUCUUUCUCUCUCCCCACCCCCCUUUCUGCUUCCUCUCUUUCUCUGCCUCCCUGCCUUUUCCUCCUCUCUCAUUCCUUUCCUUUCUUUUUAAAGGAUGUGUUUGUAUACAUUCUGGACAUUUGAAUUAAAAGAACAAACGUAUUGUGAUCUUGAAAAGAUCACCAUAGAUGUGGACAAAUCAUUAAAAUUACAGAGUUAUAUGAUCCAUAAUUGAUUAGUAAAAAUAACUUAUUGAUGAAAUAUACAAAUAUUUUAUUGUAGCACCUAUUUUUAUAUGCACAUUUAGCAUUUCUCUUUCCUUCAGUAUUUAGCCUAUGACUUUCACAGAGGUGUCACACUAUAUCAGGAGCUACAUUUCCAAAACUGAAGUGAUAUCAGGAAGGCAUUUUAAAUCAUUAAAAUAUGGAGAACUUAAUGGCAGAAUCUUAAAAGUCAAUGCAACCCACCCAAUUGGAUCUGUAAUUUAAAACAAACAAACAAACAUUGUAUCCCAAUGUAUAAAAGAAAAAGAUUUAGGGCAAUUAAUUGGGCCAUUCCAGUGAGAAUCAUGUGCAAGUUUCUGGUUUUGUUAGAGAAGAUUUAAAAGUAUUUUUAUUAGUCAACCAAAAUGAUGUAUUGAUCUGACUACUAUUGUAGCCGAUUUUUGAUUGUUUAACCAAACCCAGUUGCAUUUGUACAGAUCCACGUGUACUGGCACCUCAGAAGACCAAAUGAUGGACUGUACAAAUCUCUAUACAAUGUCUUUAUCCCUCUGGGCAGCAAGCAAUGAUGAUAGCCACAAACAGGAUAUCUGUAAGAUGGGGCUACUGUUGUUACAGUCUCAUGUAUCCCAGCACAUGUAAUUUUUUAAAUAGUUUCUGAAUAAACACUUGAUAACUAUGUCACAUA